AUGAAAGACUAUUUCAUCCGUGCCCAAGAACCACAAUACUAUGACCGAAUGAUGCUGGUGGCUGAAAAGAGUUUCGCUGAAAUCAUCAAACUAGGCGAAAGAAUUGAAGAAGGCAUAAAGAAUGUGACUAUCAUCAACUUGGAGGCUUUACAAGCAACCAACAAGGCUCUGCAAUCUGGUGGAAUGACAGAGAGUCGAAAGAAAACAGGUUCCGCUGGGUACGUCUCUCCGAUUCCUGCAUUACCUGUGGAUGUUCGCGCGAAAUGGUACGACCCUAACAAGGUCUGCGCCUACCAUUCUGGGAUGAAGAGCCACACCACCGAAGUUUGCAAAGCCCUUAAGGAUAAGGUUCAAAUGUUGAUCGAUACAAAAACCAUCCAACUGAAGGAUCCUACACCGAAUGUUGCGAAUAAUCCUCUCCCUAACCAUCAAGUCAACAUGGUGGAAGCUGGUGAUGUCUGGGAUUGGGAAGAAUCUAUCUGGGCCGUCGAAACAGAAGAAGCCAUGUCUACCACUGCCCAAGCACCACUAAUAGUGCAAGGACUCGCCCCAUUUGAAGUAGAAGUUGCUGCACCCAGACCACCGUUCUCUGUCUAUAAGGCAUCCUCCCCAAUACAAUGUGACACACAUGCUGUACCUUGGGAUUGCAACAAAAGAGAAAUAAAUGUGGAAGAGACAGAUGUUGGAACAUGGGUCACCAGAUCUGGAAGAAUUUACACUUCUGAAAAUUUGGUUCAGGGAAGCUCUAGCAAAUCCAAAGCACCAGUCGUAGAGCUUGAGGAUCAAAGUAUUUGGAAAAAGGUUAAAGCUAAAGAAUACUCUAUCACUGAGCAGCUGAGUAAAACCCCUUCCCAAAUAUCAAUUCUGGAGUUACCAACCUCCGAAACUCAUCGAGAUGCCCUUCUGAAGAUCCUUGGUGAAGCUUAUGUCCCAUCUAACAUCACUCAUGGAGAGGUAUCCCAAAUGGUGGGGCAGGUCUUUGAGGCUUACAAAAUAUCUUUUCACAAAGAUGAGCUGCCAAUCGAAGGAACAACUCACAAUAAAGCUUUGUACAUUUCGGUUCAGUAUCAGGAUAAGGUGAUAAACAAAGCAUUAGUUGAUGCAGGUUCAGGUUUAAACAUUUGCCCUCUGAGCACACUGACGAGGCUGGGUGUGGAUAGUGCAAAAAUUCAGACAUGGAAGAUGAAUGUGAGGGCAUUUGAUGGCUCUCAGAGAGGCACUAUUGGGGAGAUAACCUUGGACAUGCUCAUUGGUCCUGUCACUUUCCCCAUAGCUUUCCAAAUUUUGGACAUCCCUUCAUCGUACAACUUAUUGUUGGGUCGUCCAUGGAUUCAUAUGGCUGGAGCGGUUCCAUCUACUCUUCACCAAUGCCUGAAGUUUGAAUGGGAUUACGAAGAGGUUGUGGUCCAUGGGGAAAAGGGGCAUCCUGUAUACACGAUUGAAGGAAGAGAGAAUAUGGAUGGCGAAAUGUACCAUACAGUGGAGCUUGUUGGUAAUAUUGAGUUGCAACCUUGGUUCAGCCAAAAGAUCAUAGAUAUGAUGGCAUGGUUCGGUUUCGAGCUUGGGAAAGGUUUGGGGGCUGAAUUACAAGGGAUAGUCGAACCUAUACAGCCUGUUCGACAUUCCACCACUUUUGGUUUGGGGUAUAAGUACACCACCGAAGAAUGGCUCGAUUGGCGACCACCUAGAGAUGGGUACUACUAUCCAUUGAAGAAACCCAUACCGCCAUUGUAUCAAUCAUUUCGAUCAGCAGGUUUCAUGGGAGGCAGUAUUGAUGAGAUCUUAGACGACUUGAAGGGGUUAUCGCUAACCAAAGAAGAGGGGAAAGUUUGCAACGUCGUGAUCAACGAGGAGGAGAAAGGGGGCCCUAAUGGAAGCAAGGAGGCAAAGAUCAGCGUCAGCAACUGGACCUCGACUCCAUCCAGACCUCGUCGAGCAUCUGGCAAAAUUCAUUAUAAAAAUGUCGAAUCUGAGACUAUGGCAUACAAUGAGACUGCUCAACUUAACAUUAAUGACUUAGAAGAAGUCGAAGACAAUGAGGUUCCCGAGGAGUUAAUCAAAAGGGUUGAGGAGUUCGAGGAAAAACCCAAUCCAAAUUUGGUAGAGACAGAAGUGGUGAAUUUGGGAAAUGCAGAGGUGAUACAAGAAACCCGGGUAAGCAUCCACAUGACAAAAGAAGACAAGAAAGAGUACACCGAGUUUCUCAUAGAGAAUAAGGAUAUUUUCGCGUGGUCCUACGCAGACAUGACAGGGCUAAGUACUUCAAUCGUAGCCCAUCGACUGCCCACUGAUCCAGCAUGUCCUCCGGUAAAACAGAAGCUGAGAAAAUACAAGCCCGAGAUGAGUUUGAAAAUCAAAGAAGAAGUAUCAAAGCAAUUAGAUGCUGGGAUACUCCAAGUGACAGAAUACCCAACUUGGCUUGCAAAUGUCGUUCCAGUGCCCAAGAAAGACGGCAAGGUCAGAGUUUGCGUGGAUUAUCGAGAUCUCAAUAAAGCUAGCCCUAAAGAUAACUUUCCAUUACCAAACAUACACAUACUGAUUGACAAUUGUGCUAAGCACGAAACUCAGUCAUUUGUGGAUUGCUUUGCCGGCUAUCAUCAAAUUGAGAUGCACAAAGACGACGCUGAGAAAACUGCCUUCAUCACGCCGUGGGGCGUCUAUAACUACAAGGUAAUGCCUUUUGGAUUAAAGAACGCUGGGGCUACGUACAUGAGAGCGAUGACUACUUUGUUUCAUGACAUGAUCCAUAAGGAAAUUGAAGUUUAUGUGGAUGAUGUCAUCAUCAAAUCAAAGGAAAGUUUAAAUCAUUUGGAGGAUUUACGGAAAUUCUUCGCCAGGCUACGCAAGUACAAUCUGAAACUGAAUCCGGCAAAAUGUGUCUUUGGUGUGCCCGCUGGAAAGCUUUUAGGUUUCAUUGUCAGUCGUCGAGGUAUAGAAUUGGACCCGUCGAAGAUCAAAGCCAUUCGUGAUCUUCCCCCACCAAAGAGCAAGAAGGAGGUAAUGAGUUUCUUAGGGCGACUUAACUACAUCAGUCGUUUCAUUGCUCAGUCUACUGUCAUCUGUGAACCUAUCUUCAAGCUGUUAAAAAAGGAUGCUGCGGUGAAAUGGACAAGUGAAUGUCAACAGGCAUUUGACAAGAUCAAAGACUAUCUAUCCAAUCCUCCUGUAUUGGUUCCACCAGAGUCAGGUAGACCAUUACUUUUGUAUAUUUCAGUAUUGGAUAAUGCUUUCAGUUGCAUCUUGGGACAACACGAUGAAACAGGGAGGAAGGAGCAAGCAAUAUAUUAUAUGAGCAAGAAGUUCACAUCGUGCGAAGCCCGAUACUCUCUAUUAGAGCGUACCUGUUGUGCUCUAACAUGGGUUGCCCAAAAGUUACGACAUUACCUCUCAUCGCAUACUACUUAUCUGAUUUCAAGGAUGGAUCCUUUGAAGUAUAUCUUUCAAAAGCCCAUGCCCACAGGUAAACUGGCAAAAUGGCAGAUAUUGUUGAGCGAGUUUGACAUAGUGUAUGUCACGCAAAAAGCAGUGAAAGCACAGGCAUUAGCAGACCACAUGGCAGAGAAUCCCGUGGACGAUGAUUACAGACCGCUGAAGACCUACUUCCCAGAUGAAGAGGUGGCUUUUGUGGGAGAGGACAUUUCUGAAGAAUAUGAUGGAUGGAGAAUGUUCUUUGAUGGAGCUAAAAAUCUGAAUGGAUGCGGCAUCGGGGCUGUUUUGAUCUCACCCACCGGGCAACAUUAUCCAGUAUCAGCAAAACUCAGAUUCCUUUGCUCAAAUAAUAUGGCCGAAUACGAAGCCUGCAUACUAGGUCUCCGACGGGCGAUCGACUUGGAUGUCCAGGAAAUGCUAAUAAUAGGGGAUUCAGACCUAUUGAUCCAUCAGGUUCGAGGUGAUUGGGUAACAAAAAAUCGAAAGUUGUUACCAUAUUUGGAGUGCGUGCACAGGCUAUGUAAAAGGUUUGUCAGAACAGAAUUUAGACAUGUACCAAGGGUCCAAAAUGAAUUUGCAGACGCCUUAGCCACUUUGUCUUCUAUGAUUCGACACCCUGAUCACAAUUACAUCGAUCCUAUUCACAUUCAUAUACAUGAACAACCAGCUUAUUGUUUCCAUGUUGAGGAAGAGCCUGAUGGAAAGCCCUGGUACGAUGACAUUAGAGGAUAUUUGAAGAGUGGUGAAUACACAGAAGAUGCAACACGUGUACAAAAGCGUACAAUUCGAAGGUUAGCAACCCAAUUCUUUUUAAGUGGGGAAAUCCUCUAUAGGAGAACUCCCGAUUUGGGGCUGCUAAGAUGCGUCGAAGCAAGAGAGGCUCGUAGGCUGGUCGAAGAGAUACAUGCAGGCACCUGUGGCCCUCACAUGAACGGUUUUAAAUUAGCAAAGAAGAUUCUGAGAUCAGGAUAUUAUUGGCUAACUAUGGAGACAGACUGCAUUCGCUACGUCCAGAAAUGUCAUCAAUGUCAGACUCACGCAGAUAUGAUUCGAGUACCUCCCAACGAACUCCAUGUCACUAGUUCACCUUGGCCGUUCGCAGCAUGGGGCAUGGAUGUCAUUGGUCCAAUCGAGCCAACAGCAUCCAACGGGCACAGAUUCAUUCUUGUCGCAAUUGACUAUUUCACCAAGUGGGUUGAGGCCACCUCCCAUAAAUCAGUGACAAAGAAAGUUGUGGAUGACUUUGUCAAAAACAACAUUAUUUGUAGGUUUGGAAUUCCUGAGUCAAUCAUCACUGACAACGACACCAACCUAAACAGUGACCUGAUGAGAUCAAUGUGUGAGAAGUUCAAGAUCAGUCAUCGAAACUCUACAGCAUACAGGCCACAGAUGAAUGGGGCUGUUGAGGCAGCAAACAAAAACAUCAAAAGGAUAUUGCCCAAGAUGAUCGAUAAUCACAAACACUGGCAGGAAAAGCUACCUUUCGUAUUGCUGGGGUAUCGUACCACAUUCAGAACUUCCACAGGGGCCACACCUUACUUCUUAGUAUACGGCACUGAAGCUGUGAUACCCGCUGAAGUAGAGAUACCUUCCCUAAGGAUCAUCCAAGAAGCAAAGUUGAGUGAUGCUGACUGGAUACAAGGUCGGGCAGAGAAUUUGGCAUUAAUAGAUGGAAGAAGAAUUAACGCCAUUUGUCAUGGUCAGCUCUAUCAGAAUAGAAUGGCCAGAGCUUUUCAACAAGAAGGUUAA
Messenger RNA from Solanum pennellii, 5178 nucleotides. RefSeq lists its product as uncharacterized. Gene Ontology annotation, biological process: DNA integration. The record is from RefSeq and is a predicted model, not a curated record. Gene Ontology annotation, molecular function: RNA-DNA hybrid ribonuclease activity; nucleic acid binding. Lineage: Eukaryota; Viridiplantae; Streptophyta; Magnoliopsida; Solanales; Solanaceae.